AUGAGCUCCCCUUCUCCCAAGAAGAAAACCGGCGGCAAUGCUUCUGGCCCACGGCAGAUCCGCUUCGUCGCAACUGACGGCCAGCCCCAAACUAAACGCCGCCGAGUCAACGCCGCCUGUUUAACCUGUCGCCGGCGCAAGAUUCGAUGUUCGGGAGAACAGCCAGUCUGUAAGACUUGCUCGGACUACAAGCAUGUCUGCCUCGGCUACACCGAUACCACUGCCCACUUGCGAUCGCAAUCUGACUCCGCGUCCCGUGCAACGGCCCCUCCUCUGGCUGGCUCCAAAGAAGCCAGCCAUCGCGUCGCCCGGGCGGUGGAGAGCUGUUCCCCAGAGCCCCCACCGACAUCCGUACCCCAGGUUAAAGUCGAUAAAUCCCCGCAAGCGACAAAACAAUUGGAAAAGGAUGCAACUUCCAGAGAAAUCUCGUUACGCACACAUAAGGAGUUGGAUUUGCUUGGGGUGGGGGAUAGUCCAGAGAGUGGCCGGACCUCCGUGAGCUCCAGCAGCCGCACUCAUGUUCCAUACUUUCGAUAUUUUGGGCCGACUGCGAUCGUGCCGGGCUUCAAACAAAUGGUCGUUCAAGUCCGAGGUUCACGGAAAAGCAAUCCUUCGAUGUCAUCAGAUUCAUUGUCUCCGCUCCGAAGUCCUAAGCUGUCCGAUGGUCCAGUCAAUCUAGAAGCCGCCUUGGCUCCUCGCGAUGAUCGCGACGCUAACACCAUCCCAUUUUACGACCGCGAUGACGCCUUACCUGUUUCGAAUCUCGUUUCCCAUUUAUCCGACUUAUUUUUUGCACAUCUUGGCUGCAGUUUUCCAUUUUUGCAGCGAGAGCGCUUUUUGCAGGAUCUCAAAGAUAAGAAGAUUGAUACUAUGUUGGUAGAUGCGGUCUGUUCUUUGGCCGCCAGAUUCUCUCCUCACCCUCUACUCGGCCCUCCUCAAGCUCCGCCGAUUGAUCGCUCGCAACCACCGGCCGAAGUCAACCUUUGUGACCGUGGAUUGCCUUUUGCUCACCGGGCGAUGAGUGCCCUCGUCGAUGCACUUGCCUGUCCGACUUUGUCUGCCGUUCAAGCUUGUCUCUUGUUGGCGUAUGAACAGUUCGGAUCCAACCAUGAUAGCGGCCUUUGGAUGUACCUCGGUAUAUCUAUACGCAUGGCGCAAGAUCUUGGCUUGCAAAAACUUCAAGGUCUCAAGUAUAACUAUGGCCGAAAAGGAGUUACACCCAGUGCGGUCAUGACCGGCCAAGCUGGAAAGCUCCGGGAGGAUCAAUACGAUGAUUUGGACGUCUACCAGAGCCCCAAGACUAUCCCGCCGGUGAUAGGUGCCGAGCGUUCUAGAGAGCGGGAGAGAGUGGACUCGUUCUGGAGCGUUUUCUUUCUCGACCGCGUCAUCUCUUCUGGAACGGGCCGGCCCGUGACGCUGCGCGAUGAGGAUAUUGAGCUAUGCUUCCCACUUCAAUCUGAAUCCCAGCUACCUAAUGGAUGGCCCGCGCCAUUUCCACCUCUAAUUCGCAUUAUCCACCUUUAUGGGAGGGUCACCGACUUGAUCAACGGUAUUCAGGAUGUCAAUCAUGUUACUCCGGAUACGCUCAAGAGACUGGCGGGUAUGGAGAGCGAUUUGACAGGCAUAUACCAGCGGCUGUCACCGAGGCUUCACUUCAAUGCGGCCAAUUUCCAGGCAUAUGUCAAGGCGAAGGAAGGGACCAACUUUAUCCUUUUGCAUUUCUGGUUCCACACUCUCAUCGUUCUCCUCCACCAGCCAAUGCUUCUAAACUCUUUCGGCGGCACAAUCCAACAUCUCUAUCCCAACAGUCGUGAACUCUCUAUGUCCUCUGCCAAGACAAUCGCCGAUAUCCUUUCUUUCUCCGAAUUGGUGGAUGGGAAGAGCUUCAUCGGUAACCCGUUCACUAGUCAGCCGAUGUACAUUGCAGCUUGUGCAUUUUUGAUGGAGAGCGCAUAUUAUUCUUCGCCCUCAUCAAGGUCUAAUACACCUCCUCCACAGCCACUAUUGUCUAGCCACUCUAGUGGAUUUGUGAUGCCCUCAAUGGACUCUUCAAAUGGCUCCGAGCGCAACUCUACUGCUAAGCAUAUCCUUCUCGCUUCUGCUGCCAAAGAGAAUUAUCAACGCUGCUACAAAGCCCUUAAGGCACUGGACGCCUACUGGGAGGGAACAAGGUAUAUCUUGACAGUUCUGGAUCAGAAGGCCAAAGGCAUUGUCGACCCGCUUCUUUACACAGCAGAGGACAUGGAAAAUACUGCAGAAUUCCCAACGGCGCAAACACUUGGGGCUGCAGGCUGGCCUGGAAGCAAACCUGUGGAUUCUGUUCAGGAUGCCGAGAGACCUUCAGGUGUCGCUGACGCUGUACCUGAUCGAGCCGGGUCACCUAAAAUCGAUCCCAGUCAAGCUAUUGGAUGGGCCCUGACCGGUGCCAUUAAUUCCUCGCAACCAAAUCUCAGCUUGCUUUACCAAAUGCCGUCCGGCCAGAACAACCCAACCUCCGGUGAACCGGCUCAUCCGUCGCAGUAUGGCCAUUCCUAUCCAGCCAUGCAGGCUCCUGCAAAUGCGACGCAAACCUCAGGCUCUCCCUUCUUAAGACCGCCUCUGCCAACCCAAAGCCAGGGCGAAGGCAAAUCAUCCUCUCUCGUCCCCGCCAACUCCAAAUUCUCUCAAGUCCAACCCCACCCAACUUGCACUGAACCUCCGCACUUCCUUGGUAUGAGCUCUCCGUACCCGGAGUCAAACACUCGGGCGUCCGUAGCAGCCCAGUCGAGUUACAGCCAUGGUAUUACGGUUACUCAGAUUCCACAAUACACCUAUGCCAUGGGCUCCGAUCAGCAUGGAAACAAUGCUCAUGUUGGAUCCCGGUCCAAUGAGAUGCACACCAGCAUGAAUGCCCACAACAACGGCAUGAUGAUUGAGAGCCACGACGUCGACAUGAACACCCUGCAACAGCAGGAUUCAUUCCCUUUCUCCAAUGGUGAGAUCCUUCCGUGGUUGGAAUACCUGCCACAGGAUGUUCUCAGUUUCUUUGGAGAAACCCAAAAUUUCCCCAUGAUGAGUCCCGACGAUACCACGCCCCGUCCUCCUCAGUGA
Molecule: messenger RNA, 3090 nt
Organism: Penicillium subrubescens
Lineage: Eukaryota; Fungi; Ascomycota; Eurotiomycetes; Eurotiales; Aspergillaceae
Product: Zn(II)2Cys6 transcription factor
Exons: 8
Coding region: 1-3090 (1029 amino acids)
Biological process (GO): regulation of DNA-templated transcription; DNA-templated transcription
Molecular function (GO): DNA binding; DNA-binding transcription factor activity, RNA polymerase II-specific; zinc ion binding
Source: RefSeq, a predicted model, not a curated record